Callorhinus ursinus (northern fur seal) is the source of this 748-nucleotide messenger RNA. RefSeq names its product glutathione S-transferase theta-4-like. Gene Ontology annotation, molecular function: glutathione transferase activity. Gene Ontology annotation, biological process: glutathione metabolic process. The record is from RefSeq and is a predicted model, not a curated record. Gene Ontology annotation, cellular component: cytoplasm. NCBI's taxonomy places the organism in Eukaryota, Metazoa, Chordata, Mammalia, Carnivora, Otariidae.
AGCCCACCUCCGGCUGGAGGUCCUGCAUUGGACCCAGGCCAUGCUGGGGUGGUGGGUGUAACAGGCUCGGGGAGGGAGAGGGCAGCGUCCCUGGCUUUCCCUUUCUACAGUGUGGCCAUCCUUUUCUACCUGUGCCGCAAGUACAGCACACCUUCGCACUGGUACCCACCAGACCUGCACACACGCGCCCGCGUGGAUGAGUUCAUGGCCUGGCAGCACACUGCCAUUCAGCUGCCCAUGAGCAAGAUCCUCUGGAUCAAGUUGCUGAUCCCAAUGAUCACAGGUGAGGAGGUUCCAGCUGAGAAGACAGAGCAGAUGCUGGUAGAGGCGAAGAACAACAUGCAGCUCUUUGAGGAGAAGUUUCUGCAGGACAAGAUGUUCAUCACUGGGGACCACAUCUCACUGGCCGACCUGGUGGCCCUGGUGGAGAUGAUGCAGCCCAUGGGAAGCAAGUAUAACGUCUUCGUCAAUAGCUCCAAGAUAGCUGAAUGGCGCAUGAGGGUGGAGCUGGCUAUUGGCUCUGGCCUCUUCUGGGAGGCCCAUGACCGGCUGAUGAAAUUGGCAGAGUGGGACUGUUCAACGUUGGAUCCAAUGGUCAAGGAGAAGAUCUGCGAGUUGCUGCAGAAGUUCAAGUAGAAGCAGCCCAUCCUGCAGGGCCUGGCUGGCUCAAGCUUUUUGAGCUUCCUUCCUUAGAGGCGAUGUUGCAAACAACUCCAGUUCUUUGCUUAAUAAAGUACUAGAACAACCA